Messenger RNA from Aspergillus udagawae, 924 nucleotides. RefSeq lists its product as uncharacterized. The coding region runs from base 1 to 924 and encodes 307 amino acids. The record is from RefSeq and is a predicted model, not a curated record. The transcript has a single exon. Lineage: Eukaryota; Fungi; Ascomycota; Eurotiomycetes; Eurotiales; Aspergillaceae.
AUGAAUGCCAUUGUAGGUUUUGACCACCUUGACUUUCUUUCUCUAUCCUUCCUUCGCAUCUACGAACCACAGCAAGAUCCUGCAAGCGUUAGCGACGAAGACGAGGAACCCACUGAUGAGAAUGAUUCAACAACACUGCGUGAGCUAUCGACUGCCUAUCCAAAAGAGCGACAACUUUCCAAGUUUUUAAACUCGGUAGCGGAAACGUUUUCACGGGAAAAAUCUAUUUCUCCAGCGGGAGGGCAGCAACAUAUACGACGCAGGGGUAAUACAACAGGGAAAGGAGCGCGUCAAGUUUCUGCUUCCGGUUUGGUUCUGGCGAAUCAACAACCUAAGGUUUACAUCGCGAAAAACAAGGGUACGAACGAUGAAGACAAGAAGUUGGCCAAUACUCUAACAGUCUGGAUCCGGGCUAUCGCGACUACGGGGAAGCGGCCGGCCAUCGAGAAAGAUAAGGUCUGGACGGGGCUGUUGAGCUACUACAAGCAGCGCCUAGAUGUGUAUGCCGCACAAAUAUCGUCCGUUGCGGUGGCGGAAAUCACUGGCGCCUUUGCGGAAGGGUCGAAUGCAGUUGGGCGCGCCCGGGAGCUGCAUAGCCUGUCUGCUGAAUACAGAAUUGACAAGUCCACUGAUGUACUCCAGCGCAUGGUAUCUAUCGCAUACGAUCUACUCUACGAACCGAAUCCUGCCAUCCUGUCCCCAGCAAGUAGAGAGGGGAGGAAUGCAAUUUGCUUUUUGGAACGUCUAAAAUCAGCAUACAAAACAUUCAAGGAGACCGCCAUCCAGUUUCAAAAGUCAUUCGUGAAGCUGAGUAUCGGUUGUCUCCCAGUACCGGAUAGUAUGCGAUUUACAAGGAGGGAGGUUGAGGAACGGAUCCAAAUUCUGGCUGGGAAAAAAGGAAUGUCUCAGCUACGCAUUGGGUAA